GGAUGACGAGAUCUCAGAACGAUCGAUUGACUGAGUUAGAGACUGAGCAACACCGAAUGGGAGAGGAAGUGGGCCGACUGGGGGCUGAGCUGGCAGAUCACGGUGCCAAGCUAACGGAAAUCGCCGCCUCUCUGGCCGCGCUGACUCAGGCCCUGGUGCCGCCGAAAUCGCCGGUUGCCGCUGCGGCAGGAGUCGGAUCCGCCUUGAUAUCGCCGACCGUAGAAGGAGUGCUACACAACCCGGCUCCAACCUUGUUACCCGCAUUUGACGGAACAGACCCAAUCGGGUGGAUAGCUCGUGUCGAACAACAAUUUGAAUUAAUUGGAACUCUACCGGAUAAAAAGGUGGCAGCCGCCGUGGUGUCCAUGGAAGGAGGGGCCCUUUAUUGGGUAACCUGGUUGAAGGCGCGUAAACCCGGCAUGACUUGGGAAGAAUUUAAGCAAGCCCUUAUAGCGAGAUUCGAUUCCCGAUUCCAGGGGAACCGAUUUGAACGAUUGUCUGGCAUCAAACAACUUGGGACCAUGGAGGAGUAUAAUGACUUGUUCGUUCAAUUGGCUAGCCAAGUUCCGGGGCUGACUGAUGAUCAUUAUCUAGGCUAUUACAUGAGCGGACUUAAUGAAGCAAUACGGAGCUCAUUACGCUUAUUCCGACCGCAUAACCUUGAAACCGCUAUGGAAUUAGCUCGCGAUGUGGAGCAUAAUCUGUCCAUCCAAAGUGGAAAAAGUGGCAGCCCGUAUUAUACUUCUUCAGGGGUACGUCCCAAUAGCUUUUUAAUGCCAAUCACAAGACCUCCGUUGACUGCAAGUGGUGGCAGCAUACAAGAAGAGAAUAACAGCUUUUCGAAAGAUAGUGGACAGCCCCCGGGGAUGAAGUCAGGACUGUCCAGGCAGCUUACUACACGCCCUCAGUUCACUCGACUUCCACCGAAAGAGUUAGCUGAAUUGCGGGCGAAAGGAUUAUGCUUCAGGUGUAAGAAACCAUUUACACCAGGACAUGACUGUCCCUUUAAACAGUUGCGGGUAAUGAUAGCUGAGGAGGAUGAAGAGUUGGACCUCCAACAACAUGAGUACUGUGAAAUAACCGGCCAAGAAAGGGUUCAGGAAGGAGAGGAAGGAUAUUUUCCAGUCUAUUCUAUGGCUAGAAAUUUCAAUACCCAUUCUGCAAGUUUUCAACCUUGAGGACAAGGUUAAUUUGAAGGAGGAUGAAUUGAUAUGAAGCGGGAAGAGCAUGGGGCGGGACCGGGCUUGGGCCCACUUCCGUGGGCUGGUUAUGGGCUGGAUUAUACAUGUGCUGGUUAAUUAAUUUAAUUUCUUUUAUUUAUGUGUUUUCUUUUAUUAUUACUUCUUGUUACAUUAGGAUUUUCCUU
Cuscuta epithymum is the source of this 1366-nucleotide messenger RNA. The record is from the annotation of a GenBank genome assembly. Lineage: Eukaryota; Viridiplantae; Streptophyta; Magnoliopsida; Solanales; Convolvulaceae.